Bombyx mori (domestic silkworm) is the source of this 3795-nucleotide messenger RNA. Its product is annotated as myrosinase 1. Bases 2258 to 3742 code for a protein of 494 amino acids. The transcript is spliced from 9 exons. The record is from RefSeq and is a predicted model, not a curated record. NCBI's taxonomy places the organism in Eukaryota, Metazoa, Arthropoda, Insecta, Lepidoptera, Bombycidae. Gene Ontology annotation, biological process: carbohydrate metabolic process. Gene Ontology annotation, molecular function: beta-glucosidase activity.
CAACUGCAAACAACUGAUGAAAUUAAAGCAAGAAGCAAGCACUGAAGAAAUUAAAGCAAGAACUGGUGGUAGGACCUCUUGUGAGUCCGCACGGGUAGGUACUACCACCCCGCCUAUUUCCGCCGUGAAGCAGUAAUGCGUUUCGGUUCGAAGGGUGGGGUAGCCGUUGUAACUAUACUGAGACCUUAGAACUUAUAUCUCGAGGUGGGUGGCGCAUUUACGUUGUAGAUCUCUAUGGGCUCCAGUAACCAAUUAACACCAGGUGUGUGAGGCUGUGAGCUCGUCCAUACAUUAAGGAAUUAAAAACAAAAAGCUGAGAGAAAGCGACCGUAAUUAAUCAACAGAAGGGGUGUGGUUUUUCAUCAUGAUAACGCUAUACCUCACACAUCUUUAGCCACUCAGCAAAAAUUAAGAGGCUGGGAGAUGUUAAUGCAUCCGCCGUAUAGUCCUGACUUUGCACCUUUAGAUUUCGACCUGUUUCGGUCUCUUCAGAAUUCUAGGCAGUGUACGGUUAACAUCACAAGAGGACAGCCAAAACCAAUUGUCGCGGUAUUUUGAUCAGAGCAAUGGGAUCAUGUCUCUACCUAUAAGUUGGCAAAAAGUUAUCGAACCGUUUGGUUCAAUAACUCGGUUUAGUUAAAUGUAAAUAAACUAUAUUAAAAAAUGUUGUGAAUUUUCUUAAAAAAUGCGAAGAAAGAUUUUCCCCAACCUAAUAUGUAUUUGAUCAACACCUAUCCCCACUGUGAAAAAGUUUAAGAUAUCUGGGAUCUAUGCUCACGCCGGAUGCCAGGGUGGAAGACGAUAUUGCGCACCGUAUAAAUGUAGCAUGGCAGAAAUGGCGGUCGCUAACAGGAGCUCUGUGUGAUACCCGUAUGCCCAUAAAAUAAAGUAUACAAGACAGCCGUCAGGUCAGCCUUACUGUACGAUUCCGAAUGCUGGACAGUCAAGAAAACGCAUGAACAGAUGGUACAUGUAACCGAAAUGAAUAUGUUGCGCUGGUUGGGUGGGGUGACCAGGAUGGACAGAGUUCGGAAUGAAUACAUACGAGGGAACUUUAAAGUCGCAUCAAUUACAGACAAAAUGACGCAAAAUUGCCUUAGAUAGCAUGGCCAUAUCAUGAGACGGGACGAAGACCAUGUAAUGAAAAUCGCAUUAAGCUUGCCAGAAUAAAAGAGAGGUAGAGGCCGCUCGUCAUCUACCUGGUGGUCAAACAUCGUAAGAAAGCUCAAUUGCCAAAACCGACAACCCAGGACAGAUCAGCCUGGCGCCGAGUGAGGGUACCUGACCCCAGAUAACAGGUACAGGGCGGAAGAAGAAGAAGAAGAAGUUAUAUACGAAGAUAUAAUAAUUAAAUGACUUAACUUUAACAACAUAUAAGUUUAGGGGCAACCGCUACAUGAUGUCGAUAGUUUCCAUACAAAAAAAAUACUUGUCUUAAAGUAUUGUAAUUUCAGGGCCCUGGUAUAGGCUUCGGUAGCCAUUAAAAACAAUAAAAUAGCGAAUUUUCACUAAAGACGGAUUAAAAUUCCGCAAAGAGUAAUGUUAAGGUUCUCUAGCAAUUCGUCAGUGUGGUUGGAGCAGUUGUAAUUUUUAUUCGGACAAUACCAAUAAUCGGUUGAGAUUUCAAUGGGGCCGCUUCACUGAUGGGCAUGGUGGUGACGCGGAUCCUUGCGAGCUUAGACACUAUGCUACUAAUUUCUCUUAGAUCUUCGACUAUCUAGCAUAGAAGUUGCGGUUAUUUUUUUAUCAAGGAAGGAUUACUUCAGGGCUUUUCAGUUUCAUCAGAAUAAGUGGUUGAGUAAAUGUACAGCUAGGAGGGAACCGCGAAAGAAGGAGGGGCGUCCUAAAAAUACUUGGAUAGACUGUUUGAAUGACGAUAUGCGAGAGAACAGUGUGAUUGAAGUGAUGAUGUCUGAUCAGCGCUGAAUGGAAAAAUACAAAUACGUUGCGCCGAAACCACAUUGUAGCAUUGGGGCCAAAAGUAGUGGAAGAAGUAGUGUAACAAGAAGUAGUAGAAAACUUUAAUGAAGAAUAAGAACGAAGAAGAAGAAGAAGAAGAACAAGAAGUAGUGGAAGACUUUAAUGCGAAUAAAAAAGAACAUUACAACAAUUUAAUUCUUCCUGAAUAUUUUUUUUGUGUUAAUAAAUGGAGUGGAGAUAGUGUUCAGUGGAGAUUCUGCACUGAGUCACUAGUGCAGAAUAUUAUUAGCAUUGUGUACGUGAUAAUACCGGAGGCUUCAACGAUACAGUGAUAACAAUGAAUUAUUCGUGGAUAGUUGUGUCUAGUUUGCUGUGCAGUGUUGCUUAUGGCUCGAACUUAACCUUCCCCCCGGGCUUUAAGUUCGGUGCAGCAUCAGCUUCAUACCAAGUUGAGGGAGCUUGGAAUGUCAGCGACAAAGGUGAAAGCAUAUGGGAUCGGCUAGUCCACACCAAACCUGAAGCGAUAAUGGAUCUCACUAAUGGAGACGUGACCUGCGACUCUUAUCAUCUUUGGGAGAGAGACAUAGAAAUGGCAACGGAGCUUGGUCUACAUUUCUACCGCUUCUCUCUGUCUUGGCCAAGGCUUAUGCCUACGGGUUUUAGUAAUAAGAUCAGCGAAGACGGCCAGAAGUACUACAACAACCUGAUUGAUGGGCUUUUGGAUAAGGGGAUUGAACCUCUUGUUACCAUUUUUCAUUGGGAUUUACCCCAGAGUUUGCAGGAUCUUGGUGGCUGGAUGAAUCCGCUGAUAGUCGACUGGUUUGAGGACUACGCUAGGGUCGUGUUCUCUCUGUUCGCGGAUAGAGUUAAAACCUGGGUCUCUAUAAACGAGCCUGUAUCGAUUUGCGACUAUGUUUAUAACACUGGCGGAAUGGCUCCUCCUAUUUUCGAGCCUCACGUGGCCCCUUAUGUGUGUACUAAGCAUGUUUUGCUGGCUCACGCCAAAGCUUGGAGGAUUUAUGACGAGGAAUUCAGGCCAAUGUAUAACGGUGAAAUCUCGUUGGCCAUUCCCCUGAUCUGGCACGAAGCAUUAUCUGCUGAGCAUGAAGAACUUGCUGAAUUGCUAAGAGAAAAUAUAGCCGGUCGGUAUAGUCACCCAGUCUACUCAAAGGAGGGAGGUUGGCCACCGUCUCUGGAGAAGCAUCUGGAAGAGGUCGGCAAACGCAAGGGAUUCAACAAAUCGGUCCUCCCGCCUUUCACGAAAGAGGAAAUAGAUUUGAUUAGAGGUACAUACGACUACUACGGAAUGAAUUUCUACACGAGUCGUCUGGUGCGGAAGGCGAGGCCCGGCGAAUCUAUCGGAGCCUGGCCAAUGAACGGAGCCCCUGAUUUUGACGCAGCCUUCGAGAAAGAUCCAAGCUGGGUCGCCGGCUAUUCUAGCUGGUUCUAUGUAACCCCUGAAUAUUUCCGACCUCAAAUUAUGUGGUUGAAAGAAAAAUACGGGGACCUGAAGUUCUUGAUCACUGAAAACGGUAUUUCGACUGGACCAGGAUUGGAUGACAGAAUGAGGGUCGAGUAUUAUAGGGAUCAUUUAAAAGAGUUACUUCUAGCCAUCCACGAGGACGGCGUUAACGUGGUGGGAUUCACAGCGUGGACCCUGAUGGACAACUUCGAGUGGAACGAUGGUCUCGGAUCCAAAUUCGGAUUAUACGAAGUGAACUUCACCUCUCCGCAGCGCACGCGGACGCCACGUGCUUCAGCGCACUACUAUAAGAGCAUCAUCGACACACAUUCAAUCCCAAAGACUAUUUAUGAAAACUAAUAGCUGUAUCGGAUACUUUGGUGUAAAUAAAUAAAUAGAAUAGUUACACAUGC